This is a messenger RNA of Lactuca saligna, 450 nucleotides long. The record is from the annotation of a GenBank genome assembly. NCBI's taxonomy places the organism in Eukaryota, Viridiplantae, Streptophyta, Magnoliopsida, Asterales, Asteraceae.
AUGGCGGCCGUAGCGUCUCUUGCUAACCCCACCACGUUUGCCUCUUCCUUACCCCGUGGUCACCACCACCAAGCGUCUAUUUCUGUCUCCAACUUCAGUUUCUCGAAUUCCAGAAAACAACGCUCAUUCAAAUUCCUAAUUUCCCAAUCUAUCCUGGCUUCUACCUCACCGGUAACAUGCCAUACAUCCAUCGUCUCUGCGGCAACAUCUGAUUCAUCUUCAUCAGGUUCCGCCACCUCAUUUCACGGUCUGUGCUAUGUCGUCGGAGACAACAUCGACAACGACCAAAUCAUCCCCGCUGAGUACCUAACCCUUGUCCUAUCAAAACCUGAUGAAUACAAGAAGCUAGGAUCCUACGCUCUCAUCGUACUCCCGACGUCGUACGAGACUCGAUUCGUUGAGCCAGGGGAGUACCAGUCGAAAUAUUUGAUCAACAGGGAAAGAGUAUAA